This is a messenger RNA of Aspergillus alliaceus, 1565 nucleotides long. RefSeq lists its product as uncharacterized. Lineage: Eukaryota; Fungi; Ascomycota; Eurotiomycetes; Eurotiales; Aspergillaceae. The coding region runs from base 590 to 1390 and encodes 266 amino acids. The transcript has 4 exons. The record is from RefSeq and is a predicted model, not a curated record.
UGGAGGGUUGCAGCUUCCCUGGAAUGGUGUUUUCUGGUAACUGCUCUGAAGUGUCACUAUUUCCUUACUUCUGCAUCCAACGAGUACAGUCAUUGUGUCAUGAACAGGAUUCUACAGAAGUAUCCCCUUUAUGUUAGAAGCACAUGCUCCUAACUGACUACAUCCCGUUACUAUGCGCCGCCAACAACGCCUCUUCGCAGUCCUAUAUGCAUUGUUGGGUGUGACUACCGUCAAGCCCAAGAACUCCCAGCCUUCCCGGUUUAUAGAUGCAAACGAUCGAGAAGAUAUCCCAUACAGUAUAAAAUGCCUUCCUGAUAACUUCAGACAUAUAACGGUUUCUGAUGGACAUCAGCUGGACGGCCUGAGUUGUGGGAUAGCUCUCAAUUGUACGCUCGCAACUUGGCACUCAUGCCACUAGAUCAUCAAGCGAUGUCGUCAAUCUCACAAUCUUACGAAAGUAGCUUGGGAAUACUUGUUCUCUUCAACGCUGGCCAAGAACGAUGACGAGCAUAAGGCUAUAUCAAGGCAAAGUGAUAUUCACCAAGGGUAUGAGAGCCCGGCUGAAGUUGGCGAGCCCUACUCAGCUGCGAUGCCAGACAGUCCUAUUCAGGCUUAUCUGGAAGGCUUUGAAACCCUUCUGACGACUACUCGAGACAAAAUCAUGCAGCUCUCAUCAAUCAAUAAGGGCACGAGUGACCAUCACUCGAAAAGGGAUACCCAACCAAAGCUAAUUAGACGGAUUUUCCAUAGUUUGAGGAUGAGCUGUAACGACAUGUUCUGCGAAGGAUUUGACUUGAAGAAGAUACGUACCUCAAACAGCAUGUCUGCAGCAGAAAAGCAAGAUUGCGCUGCGUGCUACCCCCGCCCGAAUUUAAGACUGAUAAGGGACCGAUGUAAGGCCCGGAACGCUGAGGCGCUUCAAGAUAUCUACUGGGCUUGCGGGCUUCUAGGGGCUUUUGCCGGGGUUGCUGUUCUCAUAUACCGUGUAUGUUCGUGCAGACAUCAACACAGAAGCCAAACACGCAGGACUCCUACCGCACAGAGCUUUUUCUCCUCGACUCUUUCUAUUGCUACAACUGCAUCACCGUAUAGUAGCUUAGAUUGGAGGAAAGGGCACGAGCCUAGCAUGGAUAAUACAGAAGGUUCCGAGGAAAAUCUCUUCAUGACAGAGCAGAGACUGAAUCGUCUUGGUCUCUUUACUAGAGAGCCUCGCAAGAGAAUACGAGAUGUCUUCGAUUUGGAGUCAUAUGGGUCUACCCAAGAGGCAGGAGGGAUAUCAAAGGAGAGAGUGCCCGUAUUACCUCGCGCCCCGAAUGCAAGCCUUCGGAGGCAUCUUGUGACCAGGAGUAUGGAGCAGGGGCCGAGGUUCAGGAACGAGAGUAUUGGGUGAGGCUAGUAUAAUUCCUUCGACAUGGAACAAGGCAUGGACUUUUCUGGAGUGGAAUAUCCUCGGUGUAUGUACUACUAGCGUAGCGUAUUGUUGAGUAUACUUGGAAGGAUGGAAAUCAUAUCAGCUAAGCAUUUGACACCUUCUAGCUUUCUUUCUGUUUCUCUCUUCAUGUGAA